This is a messenger RNA of Closterium sp. Naga37s-1, 1182 nucleotides long. Lineage: Eukaryota; Viridiplantae; Streptophyta; Zygnematophyceae; Desmidiales; Closteriaceae. The record is from the annotation of a GenBank genome assembly.
GUGGAUCGCCAGAAGAUUCUCAACUGGGUGCAUUCCCUACAGGUCCUGGACCCUGAAAUGCUUCAGACGAAAAGGAUUGGUGGUAACCCUGUAGCAGAUUCUGUUACCACCACGACUCCCCCUCCAAUCGCCGAAGCCGCUGCUUCCAUCUCAACACUUUCUGUGCAACCUGAUGCUGGCGUUUCAACCUUAUACGUUCAUGCUGACCUGGCUACGAGAAACAGUAGCAGCAGCAUGGCACGGGAACAAGAAACAACAGCAGGGUGUGGCAGCAGCGGCAAUGGUCCUCUGUGCCUGGGUGCGGACGUUCUAGGGUUUCGAGGCUCGCCUUCCAUUGGCGUGGAGUACAGCACUCGAGGGGCGCUAAAGCAGUCCUCCUACGACUGCAGCCACAUUGCCAUGACCUACACUGCCCUCGCCAUCCUCGCCACCCUAAAGGAGGAUACUGUUUCCAGUCAGGGCAGUGCCACUGGCGGUGGCGCUGACAAUGCAGGUUGCAGCUUACCAGACGUGCGCCAACAUCCUGUGGAGGGUGCAGGGUUGCUCGGAGAGCAGGUGGAUGAGAGAAGCAGCGAGGGAGUGGGUGCAAGGGGUGAGGAUGGGAAUGGGGUGCUCGGCAGGCGGGAGGAUGGGGUGUGUGCAAGGGGCGGGGACGGAGUGGAUACCACAGCAGCGUGUAGUAGAGCAGGGGAGGUGCGAGGCAUGGCCAAGUCCCUGCGAGAAUUGCAGCUGCAGGACGGGAGCUUCAUGCCGGUUGCAUGUGGGAGUGAGUCCGACAUGCGCUUCGUGUUCUGCGCUGUUCAGUCAGUGAGGUUCUUGGUGCUCAUCCGCACUGUCUCUCUCUCACAGCAUCUUCUCCCUUGUUCUCCUCUGCCCUUCACCCUGCCUGAACCGAACAACCAACCCUGCAGCGGCCAUUUCAAGCAUGAUUGGGUGGGCGGCACGCUAGGCAUGCUGGGAGCAGACCACCUCAUUGACUUCCCAGCCCUACGAAGCUUCCUCUUUACCUGCCAGAACACCAGGUACGGUGGUUUCAGCAAGCACCCAGGGGGGUUCCCCGACAUCCUGCAUUCUUUCUACGGGGUCUGCGGGUUUUGCCUGGCUGGGGAGCCAGGCCUGCUUCCCCUGCACGUGCCUCUGGGCAUUUCAAAGAGAGCAGCUGCAUGCUUCAACCAGGGAUAG